Molecule: messenger RNA, 1012 nt
Organism: Candidula unifasciata
Lineage: Eukaryota; Metazoa; Mollusca; Gastropoda; Stylommatophora; Geomitridae
Source: the annotation of a GenBank genome assembly
CGUUCAGGCAGCGCUUGGAUUGCUGUUGGCAGCGGCCGGCAAUGGAGUCGCAUACGAAGAGAUCAACAGAGUGGCAUUUCUGAACCCGCCCGUCCCCGUAAAUGUGGAUUUCAAAACGCUCCUACUCCAGUGGAGUAAUCUAACGGAGGUUCAACUCUACAGCGCCAACGGUAUCUUCGUGAAUCCAAACUUUCCUAUAGAACGUGGGUUCGUGGAGGCCGUUUUGUUUUAUUAUUUCGCCCAAAGCACAAACUUUGACUUCUCCUAUCCUGGAGGACCUGAGAAGCCAAUCAACGAUUUUGUUGAGCGACAAACGAACCACUUAAUUAAAGACCUCCUGCCAGCGCAUACCAUCACCGGUUCGACAGCAGUUAUUCUGGUCAACACUGUCUUCUUCAACGGAACAUGGGAGCGGACAUUUGACCAUAGGUCAACAAACAAGGGAGACUUUUAUACCUUGGACAAGGGAACCGUUCAGGUUGAUAUGAUGAGAAGCAGUCGAAAAAUAAAUAUACGAAGAAAUGUAUUUGGAGCAGACGUCAUUGAACUCACGUACCACGGAAACUUCGCACUCUACAUCGCUUUACCGCAAGCUGUCAAUGGAAUCAUCCAACUUGAAACUCACCUAAACACACCCGGGGCCGUAAAUCAACUGUUUGAAGGAUUUAAAAAGGAAUACCUCCAACUGAGUCUUCCAAAGUUUAGGAUCGAGUCUGACUUCAAGCUGAAAGUACCUCUUUAUCAGAUAGGCAUAAGAACGGUUUUCACAGAUAAUGCUAACCUGCAUGGAAUUAGCAAAACUGGUGGGCUGUUCGUCAGUGAAAUAUUUCACAAAGCUGUUAUUGAAGUCCAAGAGGCUGGAACUGUGGCCGGUGCGGCUACGGCCAUUGAAAUAAAUUUACUCUCUGCCAAAAUUCAAUAUCCAGAGUUCAAGGUGGACCAUCCAUUCAUUUUCUUUCUCAGAGAUAGACAGACAAACAUCAUUCUGUUUCAGGGCAAAUUUUCCGGGUAA